AUGUCCAUAAAUAUGACAGCACCUCCUCAACAACAAUUAACAGCGAUUGAUCAUCAUUAUUUCGACUGGUCAAAACCACAAACAAAUCAUGUUUACCCAUCCAUGUCAUACACACCUCGACGGCAAUAUUAUGACGAGAAACGUUCAUUUGAAGACAAUCAAUCGAUAAAUUCUUCGACUGAUCAUCUUCAUAAGAAACAAAAACUCAACGAAACUGAAUCGAUAUCAUUAAAUUCCAACGAUAAAUGUUACCCAUUUCAAGCUGAAUUAACUCAAAAGAUCGAUAUCGAAUGUGCCAACAACAACAACCUAUCCGGUCCAACAAAUCAUCCUCCGACUCAUCACUUUACAUUAAGUACUGUUAUCAAUGUAAGUGUCAAUGGGCAGCCACAGAAAGUUUCGCCAUCAUCUUCUCAACAACCAUAUCCACUUAAAUCUGCAGAUUUAUCAACGUUGAUACCAUAUUCUGAUGUAAAUUUGUCAUUGUAUUUGAAAGAUAUCGAUUUAUCCACGCUUGAUAUGUUCAUUUUACCUACAUGUCCAAAUCCUCAAGAUUAUUUAACUGUUGAUGGUCUGUUAACUUUUCUAAUGUCAGAUAAAACUCUUUCGAAUCAAUUCAAAUCUCCUAUGCAACAACUUUCUAACUAUUCUCGAGCUCAAUCGUAUCAACAUCAACAUUCGUUCCCGCAAUACCAACCGUAUAAUCCUCUGUAUGAAAAUUCCAAUUCGUCGAUAUUAACAACUGAACCAGGAACGUGUUCAUAUUAUCGGCAAACAUCUUUUCCGCAAAGACAUUACUCUCCUUUCAGAUAA
Molecule: messenger RNA, 813 nt
Organism: Adineta ricciae
Lineage: Eukaryota; Metazoa; Rotifera; Eurotatoria; Adinetida; Adinetidae
Source: the annotation of a GenBank genome assembly